Dentiscutata heterogama is the source of this 370-nucleotide messenger RNA. The record is from the annotation of a GenBank genome assembly. NCBI's taxonomy places the organism in Eukaryota, Fungi, Glomeromycota, Glomeromycetes, Diversisporales, Gigasporaceae.
GUUAGAAUCACAUGAUCAUACUUUCCUUGAAAUUAUUAAUGCUCGUUAUGGAAAACCUGCUCAUAUCGUGUUCUUGUGCUUUGGGUUAGCUACAAACAUGAUCGUAACUGCUAUGUUGUUACUUGGUGGUUCCGCUGUGGUUAAUGCUCUUACUGGCGUCAAUACUAUUGCUUCUUGUUUCUUGCUUCCAGUCGGUGUGCUUAUUUACACCUUAUUUGGUGGUACCAAAGCGACUUUCUUAACAGAUUAUGUUCAUACCACCGUAAUUUUUAUCGUCCUUCUUUCCUUCGUAUUCACCGUCUAUUGUACUUCCUCUCAAAUUGGUUCUCCUGAUAAAAUGUACGAUCUUCUCGAUGCUGCUGCUAAAAGA